Aspergillus japonicus CBS 114.51 is the source of this 1139-nucleotide messenger RNA. Its product is annotated as GNAT family N-acetyltransferase. Lineage: Eukaryota; Fungi; Ascomycota; Eurotiomycetes; Eurotiales; Aspergillaceae. Gene Ontology annotation, molecular function: acyltransferase activity, transferring groups other than amino-acyl groups. Bases 320 to 1006 code for a protein of 228 amino acids. The transcript has 2 exons. The record is from RefSeq and is a predicted model, not a curated record.
GUGAGACAUACCUCUUAUCACCGACACACUAAGAGAAUGUCUUACACCAAUUGCCUCAAAAAGCAAGCCCCAAUGGGGCAAAAUCAAGCAGAAUUAAUGAAUCCAGACAAUAUGACUCACGCACCCGUGCGCCAACACGAGAUUAAGAACAAGAAAACCCACCUCAAAACCAUAAAUACAUUGACUGGACCCUGGAUUCCCAACUCAAAUUCCACAAAGACACCACUCAAUUCUCUUCAUGUACUAGACACCUUCCCCUCCGAUAUCUAUCUCUAUAUUGCAAAAACCCCAGGCCCAGACACAGGAAUAGCACCAAAAGAUGUACCCCCCGCCAACCUUCACCAGCCCGCGCCUCCUCUUCGAGGCCAUGACGCCCGACGACCUGGACGCCAUGCAUCAGAUCCGCAACAAGCCCGAGGUCAUGCAAUGGAGCUUGCGCAAACUCCCCGACCAGAACCUCGAAGAAACCCGCACCUGGCUGACGAAGUUCAUCUCGGGGGAGAACAACCACCCGCCUCGGACGUGCUACGUUGUUCGGGAAUUGUUACCAGCUUCCACUACCUCACCCGAGGAAACUCCAGCAGCAGGCCCGGUCAUCGGCAACAUGGGCGUGCGGAUGGAGCCCGCCCCGACCCAGCGGGACGAUCCUGGAUUAACAUCUUCGUCCUCGCAGCAGCAGCAGCAGCAGCAGCAGCAGCAGCAUUCCCCAAGCAAAGACCGCUGGGAACUGGGGUAUAUCUUCCACCCGGACGUGUGGGGCCGGGGGUACGCGACGGAGGCGGUGCAGCACCUCAGCCAGAAGUUCUUCGGGGAACUGCAGGCCCAGAUGACGGAGGCGUUUGGCGCGGAGGCCACGGAGCAUGUCGAGGAGGGGCUGUGGGCGAUCACGAAUCACGACAAUGCGGCCAGUCAGCGGGUGCUGGUGAAGACGGGGUUCGCGGGCCCCGUCGAGGAGUUUGUCGAGGGGGAUGGGACGCGGUGUGUUGUUUUUGUGAAGUAUAAGUGAUAUUAUAUACCCUGAAGUUCCUUGGGGGUAUCUUCCCCCCUGCUAUGUGUCUCUUUCUAUUUUGCUGGGGUUUGGGACUGUGUUUGGACGGUAGAGUGGGAUAGAGAGGUGUAUAUAGAAAUCGUGAGUCUGG